Messenger RNA from Lodderomyces margitis, 1023 nucleotides. Its product is annotated as NADPH:quinone reductase. Gene Ontology annotation, cellular component: cytoplasm. The coding region runs from base 1 to 1023 and encodes 340 amino acids. The transcript has a single exon. Gene Ontology annotation, biological process: cellular response to oxidative stress. Gene Ontology annotation, molecular function: quinone reductase (NADPH) activity; zinc ion binding. Lineage: Eukaryota; Fungi; Ascomycota; Pichiomycetes; Serinales; Debaryomycetaceae. The record is from RefSeq and is a predicted model, not a curated record.
AUGUCCUCCUCCUCGAUUCCCAAGACUCAAAAAGUUGUUUUAUUCAACGAUACCGGAGAUUUCGACAAGAUCGAAUAUGUAACCGACUUCCCCACUCCCACAAUCGAGUCUGACCAUGAUAUAGUUGUGAAAAACGCCUAUGCUGGUAUCAACUUUAUCGAAGCUUAUUUCAGAAAGGGUAUCUAUCCAAUCACUGCCAAACCCUAUGUUUUCGGAAGAGAAGCCAGUGGUGAAGUUGUAGCCAUUGGGUCUAAAGUAACCAACUUGCAAGUCGGCGAUAAGAUUGCUUAUUUGUCGUCAUCGACGUUUGCUCAAUACACCAAGAUUACUGAUCAAGAGUUCAAAUACGUCAAAUUGCCCGCGCUGGCCAGUGACAAGGAUUUGGAAGUCUAUGGAUCGUUUUUCUUACAAGGGUUAACGGCAUUAACAUUUAUUCAUGAGGCGUACAAUGUCACCAAGGGCGAUUAUGUCCUUGUGUGGGCCGCAGCUGGUGGUGUUGGUAAAAUCUUGGUGCAAUUGAUUUCACACUUGGGUGCACAUGUAAUUGCCAUUGCUUCCACAGAGGAGAAGUUGCAAUUGGCCAAAUCUUACGGAGCUGAGUACUUGAUUGAUGCCAAUAGCGAUGACAUUGACCAAAAAGUUGAUAAAAUCACCAAUGGUGCUGGAGUAGCGGCAUCUUUUGAUUCAGUUGGUAAAGAUACUUUUUAUACAUCAUUGAAUUCAUUAGCAAGAAAGGGCACUUUUGUUAGUUACGGAAACUCGUCGGGACCAGUGACACCAUUUCCCUUGGCUUUGUUAUCACCCAAGAAUAUCAAGUUGUUGAGACCGCAAUUGGGUGCGUAUAUCGCCACAAAGCAAGAAUGGGAUCAUUAUUCUGCUUUGUUAUUGGAUUUGUAUCAACUGGGUAAAUUAAAGUUUGAUAUUUAUAAAGUUUACGAUUUGAAAGAUUAUAAACAAGCAGCUCAGGAUUUGGAAGGUCGGAAAACUCAUGGUAAAUUAACUUUGAAGAUCCCUCAAAAUUAA